This is a messenger RNA of Aspergillus ibericus CBS 121593, 3597 nucleotides long. Its product is annotated as putative mucin family signaling protein Msb2. Gene Ontology annotation, biological process: establishment of cell polarity; osmosensory signaling pathway via Sho1 osmosensor; fungal-type cell wall organization. The coding region runs from base 1 to 3597 and encodes 1198 amino acids. Lineage: Eukaryota; Fungi; Ascomycota; Eurotiomycetes; Eurotiales; Aspergillaceae. The record is from RefSeq and is a predicted model, not a curated record. Gene Ontology annotation, molecular function: osmosensor activity. Gene Ontology annotation, cellular component: site of polarized growth; extracellular region; cell surface. The transcript has a single exon.
AUGCUUGCGCCAACGACCUCGCUGUUGGCAGCGUUCUUGUCCCUGGGUGGCCUCGAACUGGUCGCGGCCCAGGAUGCGGCCCAGGCCCAGGAAUUGAGAGCGCGCCACUAUUUCGCGAAGCGCUCUGAGACGCACGUCAGCUCCGAUGUUUCUUCCCAGCCUGUUACGCCGGUCGAGUUGACCACCAGGUCCGAAACGAGUGCGAUUGACUCUGCUCUCACCUCGGCAGAAGAACACACUCCUCUCCGGGACUCGUCACCUGGUGUCAUUGUUGUUCCGGUGACCCUUUCAGUCGACGCCAAUGGUGUUACGCACACAAUCGUGGGUACGGCACCAUAUGUUCCCGGUGCUUCUACAUCCACAAGCUCUACCGUGGAGCGUGUGGAGAGUACACCAGCUCCGGCAUCUGCCACAACGACAGCAGGCUCGACGACGGCAAGCUCGUCUACCACAGGGACCGACUCAACCACGACCGAGUCUGAAAAGCAUACUUCUACAAGCAAGUCUGAGACGCCCACUUCUACCACCGAGUCUGCGAAGCACACUUCUACAUCGUCAACCGCUGCUGAGACGACCCCUUCUUCGUCAGCUGCUGCUACGACUUCCCGCACUUCGAUUAGCGACUCCUUGGAGAGCCUCAUUUCCAGUUUACUUGGGUCCGCUGCCAGCACUAGCACGGCUGCCACUACGACCAGCCCUACAUCGCAGACUGAGUCUAGCUCUGCAACGUCCACUCCCGUAUCAAGCUCUGCUGCCGCCAUCGUAGACGUCCAUACAAGCAAGAGCUCUACCAGUGAGAGCUCUACGUCUCCCAGCUCCACAAGAGAGAGUGCUACUGAAAGUUCCGCAGCUCAGGGAUCGACAACCCAGAGCUCUUCCACCCAUGUCAUCCAGGUCCAGACUUCUUCCAACCCCGCCUCUUCAGCUGCAAUUGCAACCGCAGAGUCCUCGACAGAGUCUUCGAAGACUGAGUCUGCCAUUCCGACUUCGAAAGCAGAGAGUUCCACUCACCUCAUCACCAGCCAGACCACUUCCGCCCAGAGUACUUCCGCUCAGGUACCCCUGUCCGAGUCUUCUUCGAAACCAGAGUCGUCAACCCAGAGCCUGUCGAGCCAAAGCUCCUCAAGCCAGGUUACUUCUGUCCAGGUCACUUCCACCCAGGCCACCUCUGGUCAGGUCACUUCUUCAAGUGUGGCUUCUCAGACUACCGGAGCGGCAUCCUCGAGCAUCAUCCCUGCUUCAUCUCAAGACGCGACUUCCACUGCAACCCCGAAUUCGUCGGGGGGUCUGCUAGCGUUCCUUACGGAUGGCCAGAGCACCUCAAGCGUGGCUUCCCAGACUACUGGGGCAGCAUCCUCCAGCCUUAUUCCUGUUACGUCUCAGGAUGCGACUUCCACUGCAGUCCCAAGUUCGUCAGGUGGUCUUCUCGCAUUCCUCACGGAUGGUCAGAGCACUUCCUCAAGCGUGGCUUCUCAAACAACUGGGGCAGCAUCCUCGAGCCUUAUCCCUGUCGCAUCUCAGGACGCGACUCCCACGGCAACUCCAAGUUCGUCAGGCGGUCUUCUCGCAUUCCUCACGGAUGGUCAGAGCACCUCAAGCGUGGCUUCCCAGACUACUGGGGCAGCAUCCUCCAGCCUUAUUCCCGUGGCGUCCCAGGAUGCGGCUUCCACUGCAACCCCGAGCUCGUCAGGGGGCUUGCUCGCAUAUAUUACGGAUAUGUUGUCUUCUAGCACCAAUACUGCUACCUCCACCGGAUCUAGCCCGGUUGUCAGCCAGAGUGCAAGUGGCUCUGUUGAUUCCAGCGCUUUUCCUACAAUCUCAGUCAGUGUCCCUGUGGUUACGCCUGCAUCAUCAUCUUCGGGAUCGGUCGAAAUCAUUCCUGGUCUACUGAGCACACUACUGGGUACAAGCUCGGAAUCAGCGCCAGAGACUUCAAGCAUGGUGAGCCUUGGCUUGGGCAUCUCCGCCACUUCCACGGCUCUUAUUCCUGGAGCGUCUAGCGGAUCCCAAAGCUCCGCCGCCGGAGCCUCGACUCCCCUCGCCAGCGGUGGCAUUAUCAUCUUGCCCACUGCGACUGAAACUUCGUCCGGGUCUGCUUCAACGGGUCUUUUCGGAUCUACGUCCGAAUCCGCCGGAUCGACCUCUGCAUUGGCUUCUGGAUCGGCAGGUGUUAUUCCUACCUCGGACGCAGGUUCUGUUUCUGGGUCUGCAGGCGUUAUUCCUACAUCGGUCUCCGGAUCUGCCUCUGGCUCCGUGGGCGUUAUUCCCACGUCGGUCUCUGGCUCUGCUUCUGGGUCCGCAGGCGUUAUUCCCACGUCGGCCCCUAGUUCUGCGUCGGGUUCUGCAGGAAUCAUUCCUACUGCGGCAUCCGGAUCCACUGGACUUUUCCCUACGACUGCUUCUGGAGCCUCUUCUGGAUCUGCUUCGGGAUCUGCCGGGCUUAUUCCCACUGCAGGAUCCGUAUCAUCUGGGUCUGCCUCUUUGACUACCUCCAUCCCCGGGCCUGGAUCCUCUAUCCCCUUGAUCACUUCCACUGCAGAGCCCUCGGGUGUAGCGUCGGCAACGCCGACAAGCGCUCUGUCCACAAGCAGCAGCACGGAAACGCCGUUGACCACAGAACAACCGACCACGACGACGACCAAGGCCGCUGAGACCACCCUUACCCCGACCUCGACCUCGACCACCUCCGAUUCUGAUGACUAUCUGCCAUCAAGCAUCCUGGUGGUUGAGCCCACGACUACAACAUCGAAAAGUACGGGCACGGCUACGCAUGCGGCUACUACUACCACUGCUUCCGUUCAGCUUCCUGGGUCGAUCUCUCCCGCCGGUGGCCUUCCCGAGAAGCCGGCGAACGACACCUUGAUUCAGAUUGGUUUCAACGGCAAACUGCGCUACAGCUUUGUGGCCACGACGCCUUUGUCUUCCUCUCAGAUCUUCAUGUAUGUGCCGGAAGGUCUCGGCUACGCGUUGGGACUCAACGACAGUGAUGUGGUCAUGUAUGACAUCCAACCGUACGAUAACUCGGCAAGCACCGGCUAUAUUGCUACCGUUGCCCUGGCAUACAUCCCGUCGGACGAUGUUGACACGCUGAGGAAGAUGCUUCACAACCCGAUUUCGAAACUCUAUGAGCAACCCAACGAGACGGUGAAGACAUUGAUGUCGAUGAUCGACCCCUCCAUCCCUCUUCUGGUGGGCCAGUCGGGCUCUUCCGGCAGCAGCUCGUCCAGCGAUGGUGGAUCGGGAAGUAGCAGCAGCAACGGGGAUGGAAGCGACGGCGGCUACGAUCAAGGCGACGCGGGUACUAGUUCAUCCGGAACUACCAAGGCCAGCGCCGUUGGUAUCGGAUGCGGUGCUGUAGCCGGUGCUGCAGCAUACGGUGCCGGUAUGUUCUGGGUUGCGCGUCGGUACCGGAAGAAGCGUCAGUUGCACCAACGCUCGCCCUCGAGCGUCGACCAGAUGAGCGAAGGCCGCGGUGGUGGGUCCGUAUUCGCUGCCGGUGGUCGUCUCUCCCGCAACAGUCAGAACAGCCGCGGCACCGGCCGGACCCAGAUGAUUAGCGCGCCCGUGAUGGCGGAGAAUUCGCUCGGCUGGAACUAA